AUGGACGGAGGAGAGACGAGACAAAAUACGAGCUCCGGCAACGCGGUCCGCGGGCGGUCACGUCCCGACAUCAUCGGUCGCUGGCGCUUCCCUCAUGGUUUUCGCAAGGUUCGCCCGCCUCGCCCAGACCCCUCCACCACCCGUUUCUCCCCCCUUCCCACCGCAGCUUCCCCCUUUCACCCCUCAUCAUUCCCCCCGCCGCAACGCAAUUCUUCCUCCCCCAUCACCUCGGUCCUCCAAUGUAUUCUCCCGCCCCUUUCUUUCCCACAACAAUACACAUCGCUCGCAAAGCUCCGCGCGCAAACCGACGACUCAUCCGCCUUCCGCUGCUGCUGCAGCGCCACCGCCGCUAACACCGCGUCGUCCGCACCAGAAGCGCGCCCAUCCGCGCAAAAGCUCUCCCUAUCCGAAGGCCUCAACCUGCCGUUCCUCGGCCCGGUCCGAUGGUCCGACCCGCCGCGAUUCCUGAGGGAAUUCGUGCGCGACCCGCUUAACGUUAUGACCCUCUUCACCGUAACCCUCGCGGGCUCCAUGGUCGGAAUCAACUGCGCGAUAAUCUCCCAGAUUCCGCUCCUCCUCGGGAUCCUCACGCAACCGCAAGCAGAGUUAUGGUUCGAGCUGUCUAAUCAGGUUCUCUGCGCGAUCGGCACGCUCGGAAGUCUUCUAGUCCAUCCGUUGCGGUGCUACUACGUGCUCCAGGUUUUCCGCUGGAGCCCGCAAGACGCGGCGAGUCUCCGCGCGAUGCUGUCGAAAGCCGGCCCGUUCGUGCGAAAGCCCAAGGAGUGGCAGCACAUCGCGUUCGUCAUCUUCUUACUGCAAGUUAACUGCGUGUUUCAAUACGCGAUCGCCUAUUUCAUGUGGACAACCGACAUGGUUUCCCGCCCCAUGGUGCUUCUCGGCUGCCUCGCGCUUUUCGCGCUUGGUUCCGUUAUCUUUGCCGGGCUUUACUGCCUCUGGAGCCCCCUGGGGUGGCCUACAGGAGCCAAGCCGCAACCCGCGGGUCGGCGCGUCUCUGCGACCGGGGAAUGCGGCGAGUGGGACGAGGAGGCGGGUCGGGAGGGCGAGGGGUUGUUGUCGCGGCGGUGCGAGGUUUGCGGGGGUGGCAAGGAGAGCUCCACGGGUUGCGGCGCGAUUGACGGGAAGAGCGGCAAGGGCGGCAAGGGCAAGGACGCGGACGACCUGAACGAAUGGCGUCGCGCCACGUGGCAGCCGGUGGGAGGCGCCACGCGGCCGCAGUGGCAGGGCGGGCUCCUGGACUGCUGGUCGGACGGGUGGACGGCUGUAGCAGCUACGUUCUGCUGCUUCUGCGUGCACGGGUGGAACGCUGAGCGCGCCGGGUUCGGCAACAAAAUCGUCCACACCGCCAUGUUUGUCCUCUUCCUCGUCGGACCCAUGGCUAUGUUCGGGCCGGCUUCCGCCAUCCUCCCCCCCGGUUACAUGCAGAAUUUCGUGUUCGCGCUCGGGGUGAUUUGCACGAUUCUAGGCCUGACUUACGCGGGCUACUGGCGGUGGUACCUGCGGCGAAACUUCCACCUGCCCGCGAGCGACUGGUGCUGCGGGCACGAGGCGGCGACGGACUUUGCGUCGUGGUACCUGCUGCCGUGCUGCUCGCUGUGCCAAGAGGUGCGUACCGUUCGGCGGUAUAACCUAAGACUGGAGAUUCCCGAAGGGCCGGGCAAGGAGGGGAGCAGCGGGGAGGGCGGCGCUGUGACGGUGAUGGGCGCGCCUGGGACGCUGUGUAUGGAGGUCACUCCGAUGACUGUAGCCAUGGCGGAGUGA
Closterium sp. NIES-65 is the source of this 1779-nucleotide messenger RNA. Lineage: Eukaryota; Viridiplantae; Streptophyta; Zygnematophyceae; Desmidiales; Closteriaceae. The record is from the annotation of a GenBank genome assembly.